Messenger RNA from Oppiella nova, 405 nucleotides. The record is from the annotation of a GenBank genome assembly. Lineage: Eukaryota; Metazoa; Arthropoda; Arachnida; Sarcoptiformes; Oppiidae.
GCAUCGGCUCGCGUAGCGGAUAACCUGAAUGGUCUCUAUUCAACACAACUUCUCAAAAACUACUCGGCCCUUAAGUUGAUCGCAGGGGAGGUGCUCACCAACGGGGUGCUCCGGGAUGUCAGGAUAUUCCGCAUAUUCGAGGGAACUAAUGAUAUACUCCGGCUAUUCGUAGCCCUGACCGGCAUACAAUACACGGGCGGACAUCUUAGACAACUGGAAAGGGCUGUCCGUAAACCAGUGUCCAACUUGGGUACGAUCGUAGGCGAGGGCACCAAACGGUUCGCCCGGUCGGUAGGUCUGGGCGGCUCCGGUGCCUCACUUCAGGACUACGUGCACCCGGAGCUCAGGGAUGAGGCGGCACUGGUGUCCAAAGGCAUACAGGACUUCGGGGCCGGUGUGGAGCAC